Molecule: messenger RNA, 2289 nt
Organism: Melanaphis sacchari
Lineage: Eukaryota; Metazoa; Arthropoda; Insecta; Hemiptera; Aphididae
Product: cleavage and polyadenylation specificity factor subunit CG7185-like
Exons: 11
Coding region: 223-2160 (645 amino acids)
Biological process (GO): mRNA alternative polyadenylation
Cellular component (GO): mRNA cleavage and polyadenylation specificity factor complex
Molecular function (GO): mRNA binding
Source: RefSeq, a predicted model, not a curated record
UUUUCUGCGGGCUGGGCUGCAUCCUGCAACUAUUAACGGCGGCACAACGCCGUCCCUCGUAAACAACGGAAAACCUCCCCGCGCGGCUUCCAACACCCCCACUACGAAGUUUUUGAACUCUACGCGUGCGCAGUCUACGUGCCGCACGUCUGUGUGUGUGACUGUGUGUCUGCCAACGCCAUCGUCGUCGAGGUUCUCUAUAGUCCGCUGUCUGGAUAGAGUAUGACAAAAAUGGCCGACGGCGUGGACAUCGAUCUGUACGCCGACGAUUUGGAACAAGACUUCGCCCAGGAGGAUUUUGCUGGAAAUGAUAAUGUAGAUUUGUAUGAUGAUGUCAUAUCUGGGACAAAUGAUAGUGCUCAGACAAGACAACCAGUUGAUGGACCUCCCAAUGCUAAUCAAAAUAGCACACCAUUAGUCACAAAUGGUUCGUCUACUAACAGCUCCUCUAAUAAUAAUUCUACUACAGGACGUCGGUACCAAUUAUAUAUUGGUAAUUUAACAUGGUGGACAACUGAUCAAGAUAUAACAGACAGUGUUACAAGCAUAGGUGUUUCUGAUUUUAUUGAGGUCAAAUUUUUUGAAAAUCGAGGAAAUGGCCAAUCUAAGGGUUUUUGUGUUGUUACAUUGGGCUCAGAGCAUAGUUUACGAAUGGUUAUGGAUAGACUACCAAAAAAAGAGUUACAUGGACAAUCACCUGUUGUCACUUUUCCAACUAAACAAGCCCUCUUACAGUUUGAAUCACAAUCAAAAACUCGACCACUGCCUCCACCUAACAAUCAGAACAUGCCUUCUAUGGGUGGAAUGUCUAGAACACCUGGUCAAGUUAUGCAGCAACCUAUGCGUGGUGGUCCUAUGAUGUCACAACAACCUAUGAUGCAACAGCAAGGAAUGAGAAACAGAAUGCCAAUGCAAGGUAUGCAACAACCCCCUCAAGGCAUGCAGCCACCAAUGGGAAUGACUAAUGGACAUAGAAUGCCAUUGCAAUCAGGAGGCCCUAUGGGUCCCCAUCAACAAGGUCCACCUCCUCCUGGUUACCAAAACCAAUGGAAUGGACUUAAUCAACAAAUGGGUCCUCCAAGACCAGGAAUGCAACCUCAAGGACCAGUGGGUCAGCCUAGAGGACCACCUCCAGGAAUGUUUCCGCCAGGCCAAGGUCCACCACGAAUGGGCCCACCACAAGGUCCUCAGGGUCCACCAGGACCUGGAGGUCCACGUGGUGAUUGGAAUCGUCCUCCUGGAAUGGCACCACAUCAAAUGGCUCCCCCAGGUUCUGGUUUUCCUCCGCAUCAACAAGGUCCGCCAAUGCAAGGACCUCCGCCUGGUCAAGGGCCAGUUCAAAUGAUGCCAGGUGGUCCUGGUCAAGCACCAGCUCCACAUGUAAAUCCGGCAUUCUUCCAACAGCCCAGUGGUGCUCCUCAGGGACCUCCAGGUCAUCCAGGAUAUGGUCCCCCUAAUGGACCUUCUUCUCGACCAUACAUGAAUAAUGAUAUGGGAAUGUCUGAACAAGAAUUGGAAGAAAUUAUGAGUAGAAAUAGAACUGUUUCUAGUUCUGCUAUCGCUCGAGCUGUAGCUGAUGCUGCUGCUGGUGAAUUCUCAAAUGCUAUUGAAACUUUGGUUACAGCAAUAUCAUUGAUAAAACAAUCUAAGGUUGCUAGUGAUGAACGCUGCAAAAUAUUAGUGAGUUCUUUGCACGAUACAUUACAUGGAAUUGAAAGCAAGAGUUACAGUUCAAGAAGAGAGAGGUCUAGAUCACCUCGUGACAGAUUGCAUAGAAGAUCAAGGCGUGAGCGUACUAGAUCCCGUGAACGUGACUAUAGAGACAGAAGUCGUGAACGAGAUCGUGAUAGGGAAAGAGAUCGUGACAAAUGUGUUAACAGGUACGUUGACCGUUAUUAUACAUCAGAACGAGACAGUGACAGAGAUAGGGAUAGAGAAAGGGAUCGCGAAUACAGAGAGAGAAGUCGGGAAGACAGGUAUUAUGAUGAUCGUUAUCGAGAACGUGAACGCGAUAGAGAUAGAGAACGUGAUCGAGAACGUGAACGCGAACGAGAACCAACCUCUAGUAGGAGAGCAGUAGAUGCGGACAGAGAUAUUGAACGUGAUCGAGACCGUAGAGAAGACCGAGCUGAAUCUUCACAUCGUAGUUCUAGACAUUAAUACAUCUAUGGCGCCGCUGAUCCAUCCAUUUAUAUUAUAUAAAUACAAGUUUGCGCAAGACUGUAUCUUUGAAAUUUAUGUAUCCAUUUUGUAGAUUGUACAAAUAUCAUGGACAUAUUUAAUAAUGUA